Neurospora tetraspora is the source of this 1290-nucleotide messenger RNA. RefSeq lists its product as uncharacterized. Bases 1 to 1290 code for a protein of 429 amino acids. The record is from RefSeq and is a predicted model, not a curated record. Lineage: Eukaryota; Fungi; Ascomycota; Sordariomycetes; Sordariales; Sordariaceae. The transcript has a single exon.
AUGGCUCCCAUGACGCCUGCGCCUCCCAUGGUCUGGGACCACGAAAGCCUCCUUUCCUUUAAGAAGGAAUUGGAGGAUGCAAUUCUGAUCACCAUUGACCUCGAAGGUGUUGAUCACCUCGUGAAGAAGUUCGACAAGCCUGCUCCGACAAACUACGAGAAGUUGUCAGAAGUGGGCAUCGCCACGUACGACCCACGUGAGAAGGUGUCGACGUCGACCACCAACGACAUGGAGGUCCUCGGCUCGUGCAUUCGCGCCCAUCACACCAUCGUUCAUCAAUUUCGCCGUGUCACCGAAGAGACCUGCCCGGCAGGUUAUCACAAGAGGUUUGCCAAAGAUCCGAAGAAACAGCAUGCUGCGCGCCCCUACCAUUGCGCCUUCGCCAAAUCAAUCAUCAAACCGACCCAACAGGCACUGGAAGGUGUGAAGAACCUCAUCAAAGAACUCUCCGGCCAGAAUCUCACCAAGUCUGAGGUCCAAAGUGGCAAGGACCGGCACAUUUGCAUCCUUUACUGGGCCGCCAACAUGGAGGAGACGGUCUUUUCGCAGGCCGGGAUUGACCUGACUACUGCUGGCUCCCAAGUCACGAUUUGGGACAUGCAGCUCUGGUCGAUUUUUCAGAUCCGCUUCCAGAAGGGGCAGGCCAAAGGCGAAGAAGCGUUCAAGUCACUCGGCGCUCUAGGAGAUGGCCUCAACUUACACAACGCCACGAACGACUGCGUGGCCCAGUUGCUUUCAUUGCUGAAGGUUUUGAGUAUGCAGGAGUCCGAAUGGAACUCCUGGUUCCACCAGCUUGCUGAUCUUCCUCUGAUGCCCAUGUCCUGGAUGAAGGCGAGCAUCUAUCAGCACAACUUUAACAUGCGGCCCAGGACCCUCCACGACAACGCAUACACCAGGGCUUCUCAGGGUCAAUCCUCUAAGCAUUUCAAGAAUCAGUCGGCUUACCAGCACCGCCAACAAACUCAACAUAUCAACACUCAGACAACCACCAAGCCCUCGAUCAACACCCAGACAACCAGCAAGCCCUCGGUCAACACCCAGACAACCAGCAAACCCACGCAAGACACUUCCUCCUCGAAGAAGUCUGAUGAGAGCCAGAAGGAGAUCGCACCGAAGGGCAAAGAGAACACUGCCCCUGUGGCGAAUACCGAUGAGGUUAGCCAGUUCUGGGCAAAGUACGACAAGAGCAAAGUUUCUUCGGCCAUGGGCAAGUACAGGAGGCCCACCACCGCUGCGGUGCCGAAGAGCGAGCAUGUCUCGGGCUGGCCGGCUGGUAUGCCGGGCUGGUAA